Messenger RNA from Macroventuria anomochaeta, 1273 nucleotides. RefSeq lists its product as uncharacterized. The transcript is spliced from 2 exons. Bases 211 to 1050 code for a protein of 279 amino acids. Gene Ontology annotation, molecular function: protein binding. NCBI's taxonomy places the organism in Eukaryota, Fungi, Ascomycota, Dothideomycetes, Pleosporales, Didymellaceae. The record is from RefSeq and is a predicted model, not a curated record.
GCCCAUAGUUUGCCUGCUAUCACCUGUUUUCAUACUAACCAACAGUCGUUGCCUAAGGCUUUCAUCACUUGGGUUGCUUGCGUGGACAUCUCCCAACUCUGUUGCCUAUAUUAGACUUUUUAUAAAUACUCGACGACCACCCAUUCCGAGUACUUGGCAUUGACCAUCACGACUUAUUCAUCUACGACCAUCAACGCACACACAUCCAUCAUGUUCGGAUCAAGAUCGAGAAAAGAGAGCGUGUCUCAGGGCCGCUCAAGGAAAGAGAGUGUUUCGAAGCACAGGUCCAGCACCACAAAACACACAAAACAGCCUUCCUUCAGUCAGUCAUCGAGGAAGGUAGAGAAACUGGUCCAGCAGGCUCGACCAGUUUCUCAGGCUCCUUCAUCGAACGCCACAUCGCCAUCAUUGGGAAGCACCAUCAUCACGGUAUGCGUCGGAGCUGAGCAGCGUCUUUUCGCAGCUCACGAGGACGUCCUUUCUCACUCGCCUUACUUCCAGGCCGCAUGCAGUGGCCAAUUCUACCAGUCCGCCAAUAAGCGCAUCGAUCUCCCCGAUGAGGAGCCUGAGGUCUUCUCCUCUAUCCUCGAGUAUCUCUACAAGGGCGACUACUACCCGCGUCUCGAGUUCAGCAAGAAGCGCAACACAUGGACUCUCGAGGACGGUGGUAAAGACAACGGUGCCAACGAAGCAGUGAUCUACUCGCCGGCGGGACCCAUCCUGAAGGACACAGUGAUCUACUGCCAAGCUGAGAAGUACGGACUCCAGGAGCUGAAGAAGCUGGCUCUCCGCAAGCAGGGCCUGCAGUCUGGCAUCCAGUGCUCGACAAUUUUGACCUCUGCUCGUUAUGCCUACGCCAAUACACCUGACAACGACUCCAAGCUUCGUGCGCACUACCUCGCACUCAUCAUCCGUGCCCGCAACACUUUCAAGCGUAGCGGCACAAUGCAGAACGAGAUGGAAAACGGCGGUAAGCUGUUCUUCGACUUGUUCGUUGCCAUGGUAAAUCACAUGGAUGACCUUGGUCUGUCCGCGAAGUCGCCACGCUAGGCUGCCACUCCACCCCUAUUCCUCGGAACAUCUCGGGCCAUGAGCUUCAUCAUAACUCGGGCCAUCAACCUCAUCACCUCUCAUCUCCGGUUUGCUUCAUCUUUUCGGCGUUGGACUUUCGACUCCUUCUCUUCCGGCUUCCCGUCGUUGCCGACAUGACUCGUGUCGUGGCACGUACAACUCCCUUCUCACCAUCGUUACGGCUCUGACUCAUGGUCUCUCC